Molecule: messenger RNA, 2859 nt
Organism: Polistes dominula (European paper wasp)
Lineage: Eukaryota; Metazoa; Arthropoda; Insecta; Hymenoptera; Vespidae
Biological process (GO): snRNA transcription by RNA polymerase III; positive regulation of transcription by RNA polymerase III; snRNA transcription by RNA polymerase II
Cellular component (GO): transcription elongation factor complex
Source: RefSeq, a predicted model, not a curated record
CUUAUGAGCUUUUAUGUAUUUCUGUAUUCUUUGAUAUUAAUUGUAAAUAUUUUUUUUCGACCGAUACACAUCUGCUGAGAAUCAACAAAUACACACUGUCUAGAUAAAAGGUUAUGAAGAAACAAAUAAAAGGUUUCAUUUUUUAAAAAUAUUGAAAAAUAAUUGAACAUGGAGACGUUUUUGAAUAUUAAUUGGGGUACUAGUUUUACUGAUAUUGUUGAUAAUGAAUUUAUUAAUGGAAAAAGAUUAUUAAAAGAAAGCGUAACGCAUAGAUUGUUAAAUGGAGAUUUUAAAAAUCCAUUCAGUCACAUGGAUGAAGAUUAUGAAGCAGUUAAAAUAGAUAUGACAGAAAUCAGUGAUGAUAGUUCAGAAGAAAACGAAACUCCGUUUUCUUUUGAAUUUCCAAUGUCUGCUUUGACUGCUGAGGAACAAUAUAUAUGUUUACGUACGAUAAUGAAAUUUAAUCGUAAUGAACUCCCAAUCAUAACCCCUGAAGACAAACAAGAUUUAUGUACCUUUAAUAAGAAGAAAAAUAUCAUAAAGAAGGAACAAGAUCUAUAUUUGAAGAUUGUUGAAAAGAUAUGGAAAACAAAUAAAUGGACUAAGAUUUAUUGUGAGAAUUUUUUUAACGCAAAAUGGAAAGAUAAAUUUAACAAUGUUCAUGCAUUACCAACAUAUUAUCUCAAAGUAACAAAUAUUCCUCGUAUUUUGGAUGAAGAAAUCAACGUAAAAUUUGUAUCUACUUGCUUAACUAAGGGAAAACUACCAGAAAUAAAAUUGCCGUCUCUGACUAAACCUUUUAAAUUAGAUUGCAAUUGUAAAAGAUUACAAAAAUAUUUUCCAAUAUUAAAUAUAUCGUGCAAUCCAUCGAUGCAUUUCAAAUUACCUGUAAGCGAAGAUCCAAGUUGUAUAUCGUUAGCACAAGACAAUGAAGUUGAUUUAGUUAUUUCAUCAAGCGGUCUAAAAUAUUUAGCAAAUGAUGAUAGUGGGCGAACUCAAUUAAGAAGAUGGUUGUUACCUGUAACGAUUAAACAUUCUAAUGGGAAAAAUAUUAUAUAUGUUAACAAACCAACACCACCGAUUCAGGCUACUGUGCCAGAAAAAAAUCGUUAUGUAUUCAAAUAUAUUUUAAGGAAAACUCUAUUUGAAUAUGAACCUGUAUCUGAAAAGUCAAAUAAUACUAAAAUAUAUGACGAUGAUAUGUUCGGAAAUCUUCAUUCCGAUGAUUAUUUACAAUUGGAAGGAGAUCAAAGUAGUUUGCAUAGUAGAUCGACUAAUAGUUUGACUAAUAGUUCGACUAAUAGUUCGAUUAAUAGUUUGACUAACAGUUCGACUAAUAGUUUGCAUAGUAGAUCGACUAAUAGUUUGACUAAUAGUUCGACUAAUAGUUCGAUUAAUAGUUUGACUAAUAGUUCGACUAAUAGUUCGAGCAACACAGAACUUAUGGAAGAUUUAGAAAAUAAAAGUGUAAAUGUAGAUGUAUCGGAAUUAAAAGAAAGUGAUUACUUAAAUGCAUCCAAAUUAAAGGAAGAAAUGCAUAAUAUAGAAAAAGAAAUCCAAAAAGUAAAGUACGAUAUAAAAGCAAGUUACGUAUCAUAUAAUCUUUUUACAAUUGGACCAUUAUCCAACCAGAAAAAGAUUAAAGAGUAUAAAAUAUUAGUGCGUACAAAAGAACAUGGAUAUGAAACUUUAGAACAUAAUUCAGAGAAAUUAACAAGACAAAAACUAUUAUUAGUACCAAAAUUGGAGCAUCAAACUGCAUUUGGAGGAGAAGCUAUAACGUUAAACGAAGGAUUGAAACAAUGGAUAUCUUUAAUCUUUCGUCCUAACACAUCUAUUGCAAGAGUGAGAAUAUCAGUGAGCAAAGCAGAAAUAAUACAAAUACAAAAAUGCAAUGCCAAGACAAUUUCUAAUGAAGUCCAACGGCUUUAUAAUAAAAAUGUAAAUGUUUCAUUGAUUUUAUUAUAUAACAUGAUUAAAAGUUUAUCAUGUGCUUCUCCUGGUAAUUAUAUUAUUACAAACUCACACGAGAAAACUUCUUUCUGCAUUUACAAAGAAACAUCUACGAUGAUGGGGGAAGACCUUUUAGACCUAAGCUCAUUAUAUAAAUUUUCUCACUGUCGUACAAUACCUACUUUCUCGUGGCCUAAGUUGGACAAAUUAUGCAUAACGCCAUUACAUAAACGUUUAAAUAGAAUGCCACUUAUGUUUAUUCCCCGAAAAGGACACAAACGAAAGUUUGAAGGAAAAAGUAGUACAUCAAAAUAAAUAAAUCAAUCAAUAUUAAUAGAAUAUUAAUUUGAUGUACAUUUAUAAGUAACUAUUUUUACAUUUUAUAUAGAACAGAAUUUGUUCUGUUAUUGUAUCAAAAAGGACAAUGUAUAUUUAUGAAUGUAAAAAUAUACGAAAUAGUUUUAGUAAGACUUUUUAAUUAACAUGAAUUAUUUGAAUUGUAUACAUUAAUGAUACUAAUUGAUUGAUUGUCCUAUGUACGUGUUAUUUAAUACAAUUCUAACAUUGCUUCGAAAAUAAAUCUCUCUCUAUUGAACAAUAUAUGUAGGCACAGUAUUAUAUGUAUAAAUAUAUAAGUGUAUAUAAUAAAAAUAUAUAAAAUGUGUACAAAAUAUAAAUUCCUAUGUAUAAUUAAACUUUUGGACAUAGAAAAGAAUCUUUAACCAUGUGCUAAACAUCCAACUCUCACAACAAUCAAAUAUUGAGAUUCUAAAAAUGAUUUAUAUCAUUUAAUUAGUAGAUAAUAUCAUAUAUAUCAUGCUGAUAUUAUUAUAAACUGCAAAAGUUUACUUAUACUUUUUAUAAUCUUAUUACAUUGAAUGUUAUCUAAUCAGAAUUAAGUAGAAA